Suillus bovinus is the source of this 1092-nucleotide messenger RNA. RefSeq lists its product as uncharacterized. The transcript is spliced from 2 exons. The record is from RefSeq and is a predicted model, not a curated record. Bases 1 to 1092 code for a protein of 363 amino acids. Lineage: Eukaryota; Fungi; Basidiomycota; Agaricomycetes; Boletales; Suillaceae.
AUGCAAUAUGCACUCGCAUGCGAAGACCUAUGGUGCCACGUUAAUACGAAUCCCGAUCCUAUGGACAUUCUCGGUCUUCCUUCUGUCCUGCCCGUCCCUGUUGAUCCAGCAAAUGUCACCGCUGCUGAGCAGACACUUAUGCAUGAAUGGCUCCUAAACAACAUUAAAGCCAAGGAUCUCAUUACACAUCACAUCAGUCCAUCUGUAGGAGUGCUGGUAUUGCGAGCACACACAGUCACAUCCCGUAUGGUGUGGCAGAUACUCACGGAGCGUUUCGACUGCAUGGACACCCACUCGGCCGAUGCCACUGAUUAUGUUGGUCAAUAUGCAGUGCUUUGCAAGCGCCUUUGUGACUCCGGGGCUGCUCUUCGUGAUAGUGACGCCAUCUACAGCUUGUUAAUUGGACUUCCGCAGAUGCCUAUAUGGCAACAAUUUAAGUCAAUGCUUGAACAGUGUAUGCAUGACGAAGUCAUGAUGGCAGCAGCGGGCACAGCCUCAAUCUUCACAGUCGAAAGCUGUAUCUCUUGCAUCACAGCUGAGGCUGCACAAUACGUACAUACUAAGGCCAUUCAUUCAAGACCAGGUUCUGAGUAUGCUAAUGCAGCCUCCUCCAAUUCAACCACCCCCAGUACCAAUCCAAUCACCGGUCUCUGCAAGCACCGUCACAAUCCAGACAGUGUCUUUUGCACCAUGCCUGGUUGUCAUAAAGGCAACCACGAUCAUGCACAUUGUUAUGGUAAGGGGGGUGGAAUGGAGGGGCAAGCGCCCUGGUUGAAGAAUAAGAGGAGAGAGACAGCUGUUGCAGCGGCUGCGACCACCUCUGCCCCCACACCUACUCCUGCUCCUGCAGCGCCUGCUAUCGCAGCAGCAGUGACUGGACUUAGCAGUUUGAUGGCUGACAUGUCCUUCACAUCAGUCUCUGAAAUUGUCGAUGAUGUAUCCUGCCUCACCUCCCUGCCAUUCUCUACCAUACUCGACUCCGGGAUGACUGUAACUCUCGUCAAGGACAAGAGGCUUUUCCACACCUACACAAUGGAGGUAUUGGUCCCUGUUCGCACUGCAAACCACGGGACACUGGAGACGACCAGAUGA